This is a messenger RNA of Medicago truncatula (barrel medic), 723 nucleotides long. RefSeq lists its product as uncharacterized. Lineage: Eukaryota; Viridiplantae; Streptophyta; Magnoliopsida; Fabales; Fabaceae. The transcript is spliced from 2 exons. The record is from RefSeq and is a predicted model, not a curated record. The coding region runs from base 1 to 723 and encodes 240 amino acids.
AUGAAACCAACCAUUGGAUGGUCAUCAAGGAUUUUCGGUUGUGAUGUUGAAAACGCUAAGGCAAUUCAAUUCACAAUUAAGCUGGUUAUUAGAAAAUCAGAUGGGAAAAUAUUGUACGCUCAAGGGGAUCGUGAAUUUGCAGACUUGCUUUUAAGUUUUCUUACAUUUCCUUUGGGAGGAGUUGUGCGUAUGUUUGGAGGAAAGUGUUCUUUGGGAAGUAUUGAUGCUUUGUACCAUAGCAUAGUUGAUUUAGAUGAAAACAAAUAUUUUGUGACAAAAGAAGCCAAGAACAAAAUUGUUGAUCCUCAUUUGGCCCCACAGUUUAAUAUGAGGAAUCAGAUUUUACCAAUUCGUCAGCCACGUGAAAAGUUUUAUUGUCAUGACGAUUAUGACAUAACUUGCAAAAAUAUAGAUUAUUUUGAUUGUACCAAAAAAGUCGUGUUUUUUUCAUCUUUUGAUGGUUAUGUGAAGGGAACAAAAACCUACGUUGCCACAGAUGACUUGGUUGUAAAAGAGUCGUCUCCAACUUCAGUUUUAAACUUAAUCAACCAUUUUCGAACUCCUCUUAAUGACUUGAAGGAAAAGGUUAUCAACAUUGGUAUUAAUGAGUGUCUAAGCAUAUUGAAGGCAUCUUUAACUUCAACAGAAGCUCUUACAAACGGUCUGGGACACUUGGUGACUGAAGUACAAGAGGGGAAACUGAGAUCUGUCAACAUAUUUUAA